Molecule: messenger RNA, 4014 nt
Organism: Neospora caninum
Lineage: Eukaryota; Apicomplexa; Conoidasida; Eucoccidiorida; Sarcocystidae
Exons: 4
Coding region: 1-4014 (1337 amino acids)
Molecular function (GO): protein binding
Source: RefSeq, a predicted model, not a curated record
AUGAGCUGGAAACUGAUCAACUGCGUCUCGGGCGACGUGUGGGCGUUGCCCCCUUCCCUUUCGUCCCCUCCAUGCUUGCAGCCGUCCCAGGAGGGCAGUCCACAAGACGUCAACGAACGAAGACCGUCGGAACUGCUUCCACGAACCAGCAAACACGUCAGCGCCUCCCCGCCUUCGGUUCGCUCUUCUGCCGGUUCCUCCACUUCUCCAGCGUCUUCGCCGGGGCCUGAUGAUGCCGUCGACGCCGCAUUCACUGUCGGGCGAAGCCCUCAGUGUGCCCUGAGAAUUGCGGACUGCGGCGUGAGUCGUCUCCAUGGGUGUUUUCGAGUUCUUCCUCCCUGUUCUGACAAUGUGGUGCUUUCAUCGCGAGACCAGCUGCCUCGUCCUCGCGGCGGGGACCGCGCGGCAGCUGGCGCCGCGUGCGGAGGACGAGGAAACCGAGGCUCCGGCCUUCACGUUGUUGGCCCCUCGGGCGUGUCAACUCCCUCGGAAGCCUCAAGCGCCUUUCUCCCUUCUGCGACGUCCUCUCUGUCUUCGUCGGUUUCCGCGUCUUCUUCCUGUGUCCGAGUGAAGAGAGAAGGUUUCACAGCGACGCGGCGUGCGCCGCCCCCUGCGUUGGAUUCCGAGAACCUCGUCUGCUGGUCGACAUCGCAGACCGGGCGCGUCUUCUUCGUGGAUGUUUCGUCAAGCGGCACUCGCCGGAAUGGCGUGCUUCUUCGCUAUCCUCCGGAGCUUCGUGAGGCGCACAGAAAAGGCCGGCUGGGCGGAAAAAACACGGCACCCGCCGUGGCAGCGGAGGACUUGACAGGCGGGAGAAAGUGGUUUGAGCUCUUCGACGGAGACGUGAUUCGCUUCGGACAGUGCCCCACCGACUUCGUUCUCAGAUUCUUCCCCCUCGUCUUCUGUCUCUCGACUUCUUCUCUCCCUUCCUCGGUUGCCCCGCGGUGUCGCCGGCCUUCAGCAGCUGAAAGGUCCGACCAGGAGAGCGAGGCAGCGAGACGGCGGACGAGCGAGAGAAGUGAGGAGACAAACGAGGAGACAGCAGACACGCCCACGCUUAACGCGCUAGUUGAGCGAGGCAGAUGGAGCGGCGCCUACUUCUUGGUAGACGAGUGGCAUCCGGCCUGCUGCGCGCUCCUCGUGGGGGGACCGCCUCCUCUACCCAAAGCGCAGGUGCUCGGCUGCUUGUUGGCGAAUCGACCGCUCCUCAGCCCAGCGUGGCUGCCGCCGCUUCGCCCAGAGAACUCGCGUCUGCGAACUCUCACGACGUCGGCCUCAGGCUCGCCGACCUCCGCAUCGGGUGUCUCCUCACCUGCCAGAGGGCCGCCCCGAGGUAUUUACCUCGCAAGUCGUCUUCUCGAGGAGGGAAGUUCUUCUCUGCAAAGUCUGGUGCCUGGGCCUCGUGGCGCAAAGCUCGCAAAGAUCGGCACGGCGACCUGCGGCGUAGCCUCUGAGGCGGGGAAACCGGAUUUGCAGUCCUCGCCUCUCCUCGCCUGGCUGUGCCGCAGUGAGUACGGCCGUGUGGAACUGUCCAGAGAAGCCGAAGGCGCGGUCGGAAACGCAGGAAGGCGCAGGGACAGCGAGAAGGUCAUGUGCUACCCUGAGGCCGCAACGGACUGGCGCCUCCUCCUGCGAGAGAGCGGCGUUGCGUCGUGUGUGGAAACCGAGAGGGAGACUGUCUCCGGAGACAGCAAGGAAAGGGCGAACCGGGAAGGCCAGGCAUCCCCGGGACAGAGUGGGACGCAGGUGACCGUCCUUUCCGACGCGGUUCUCCCCUCGGCUGUGCUCGGCAGCUCCGAGCUCUUGAAAAGCUAUGCCAGGCAGCCGCUCCUGAUUCCCCGCCAAGAUCUCCUGCGAGACAUGGUGUUCCUCGUCGCUUGCCCGCGGCCUGCACGGCGAGGAGGGCCAAGAGAAACGGGCGGCCGCGAGGAAGACGAUCCAAAGAGGACACAGCGCGAAGCGCAUGCGAAGGAGAACGACGACCGGACGGCUCUGCGAGAAGGGGAACCCUGGGGAGGCGCGGGGGAGUCGGAACACAGGGACACUCGCAGCGGGGAAUCGAAUUCGCGGCAAACCCCAGAGAUCAAAAGAGACAGCUGCUCACUCGCAGACGUUCUGAGACAAGCCUGCGCCGUCGUGCUCGACUUCUUUGCGGAGACGCCCAGACACACUUUGGAGCUUCACCGGAGAGCCGCGUCGUCUGUCAGCGGCCCAGCACCCCCGGCGGGAGUGGCUGCCUCUUCGCUCUCUGCCGACAUGCGCCUCGCCUUGUCUGAGGCCUUGUCGUCCUCAGAGAGCAAGGCGGAGACGUGUCAGAGCUUUCCGGUUCGCCUCGCCAGGUGGAUUUGUCGCGGGCUCCGUCGCGCGCAGCAGCCCCAACACGGCGGUCCCGCUGCAGCCGGUCUUUCGCUGUUUGACAUGGUUGUCUCGAACCAGGAACCUCCAGAGGUGCCGCUGGAAGAAGCUUCUCCGGCUUCUCCUCGCCCUCUUGACGCUUCGCUUUCCGCCAGUUUCGUGCAAUCAACCGAAACCGUCAGCGGCGAGCGGCGAAGGAAACGGGCCUUCGUUUUAGUCGUCCCCAGUGAGGCCGAAGCUUCAGUUUCCCGCGGGGACACAGAAACAGCAGAUGUUCUGAGAGAAAUCCUCAUUUCCAUGUAUAUCGCGCUCGCAGCUUACCUCUGCCCGUUCGCCUCCUCUCGUGCUUCGGUUUCUUCGCGUUCGUCGUCCGCGUCUUCUUCGCUGUCUCCUUUCUCUGAUGCUUCGGUCGACGCUUGGCUUCCUGGCGGUCCGGUGAUGAAACAGUUUUACGCGGCGGGGGAGGCUCCACCGAUCUUUGUCUGCAGUGAGCAGCAACUGUCUCUGUCAAUUCUUCUCGGUCGGUCUCUCUUUUCUCUGCCUCCGUCGGUCGCUCCCAGGCAAGGCGUCGACUCGUCCGAGCUUCUUUCCUCAAACUCGGGGCCUUCUGCCGCUUCGUCGCGCCCACGCCUGGAGUGCCUGACACGCCUCGCAGAAAGGGAGAGUUUUCGGCGUCUCCGAGAAGAAGCACGUGAGGACGCGCUGGCCGCUGUCGCUCCGCAUGGCGCCAGAGAGAAGGCGCGCGAAGAGGAGAGGCAGGGAAGGGACGGCAAACAGCGACAAGAAGGCAUGCGUACCAGAGAGACAGCUGAAGAGCGCCCACUUUCAAUCGCGACACUCUCCAGGACGCCGGCAUCUCAAAUGGCGACAGAGCCAAAGACCGUCGAUCUCACUCCUGCUCCUCGCGCUCUGUCUGCUGCAUCUUCCCCGGGACUCCUGCCGUCCUCUGCACUUUGGCGUGCGUCGUCUCCUUCGUUGGGGAGAGAGACAACCUGCUGCGCAACUGAAGCGGAGAAGCCGGUGAGGCUCGUCCCGGUCAAAGGAGGCGCCUUGUUGAAGAGAGAAGGCGAGACGUCAACGGGCCCCGACGCUGGCGCGCCGGGCGAGUUCACAGACGUCUCCCCGGCCAGUCCUCGAGCUCCCUUCGCGUCUUGCUCCAAAGUCGCGUCUGGGGGCUGGCAGCGGAAGAGAUCGCGAGGAAAGAUGGAAAACGAGAGGGACGCGGAGCGCGGCGAGGCAAGAGGAAGAGAGGGAGAGGAAGCAGACGCGAUUUUCUUCCGAGAGAAGCAGGCGCGAGAGCGCAUGCAUGCGCGUCUCGAGAGAGGGGAGACACGCGAAGAAGGAGACGGAACGCGCCCGGGAAAUGUCAAACGGUUUCGGAAGAACCGAGUGUCUGUACCCCCAGGGAAAGGGGCUGCACGGGUUUCCCUCGCGCCUCUCUCCAGUCUCCAGCCCUACGGUUCUCUGUCCUUCGCUGGGCCCCCGGGCUCUCGUCCACCGCGCCGAAACGAAAGUGGGGAACACGAAGCGGCGAGUGCGUUCUCAGGACAAAGAACCAGCGGACGGCAAGGCCUGCCAGCCUCUCGAGACGCAGAUCCCGACCACAGAAGCGAGGAGAAGGCGUCGCCUUCCUUGGCAACAGAGAUGAAGUCGUUUUAA